AUGAUUAAUGAGGAGGUUAUCCAGUGUGGUCAUAAGGAAGCCGGGGAUGAGAUUGUGAAAUAUUUGAAUGAGUUGAAGAAAGAAUACCAAUUGGAUUAUAGUAAUUUUAUUAGUCAUCCAGGCAAUUUAUUUAUAAAGCCCUUGAAUCGGGGUAGUGAUGAGGAGCAAAUUCGAGAAUACUUCAAUAAUCAUUGUAAGUAUAAAUCUUUGAAAGAAAUCAAUAUAUUUGAUUCUUCUAAUAGUGAAGAUGAAUUUGCAAUUUUGAAAUUUAGUAAUCAUCUUGAUGUUGAUUACUUAUUGGAUCAUUUAAAUUGUUCAAUUAAUCCGUUUCAUACUAACUCAUCGAUUUACUUGAAUCGAUAUCUUAGUAAAAAAGAACGUAAAUUAAAUGAUCAACAACAAAACCAGCCACUGCCUCCAUUAAGUAGUGAUUAUAAGUAUAAUUCAAUCAUUCUUGAAGAUUUGGAUGAUUUUUUCCCCAAUUCACUAACCCUAAAUACUUUUAAUGAAUUCAUUAAUAAAUUUGAAAUUUUUAAUCCAAUUGAAUCGAUUUAUAUUCCAAUUCAAUCAAUAAAUGAUCAAGGAUUGAUUUCUCCACCCAAAUUUGCCUUUAUCUCUUUUAUUAAUCAUUAUAAAAUGGACGAAAAUAUCUUGAAAAUCCUUUAUUUUCUUACCAACUUGAAUUUUGAAGAGUUUAUGCAUUUUGAACCAGAUCAAAUUUAUAGUAUUGAAGAAGAUUUAAACUUAUCCGAAGAAGAACCCGUACAUCCAGAAGGAUUGAAGAUUGCAAUUAGUCAACAUAAGCAUAAUCACUACCUUUAUCAAAUAAUUAGCAAAAAUCAAUUAUUUCUUUAUAAUAUUAAUAAUCAAGUGUCAAUUGGGUAUCUCAAUGUACCAAUUCAUAAAUCAAUCAUUGCAAAAUUUUCAAAAUCAUCAAAUUUACAAGAAACAAAUGUUUAUGUAAAUAAUUUUGCAAUCAUUUUCCAAAAUAACGAUGAUUUGUGGAAUAAAUUUUGGAUCCAAUUUGGUUCAAAUAUAAAAUCAGCUAAAAUAAUUAAAUUAAAUCAUAAUUAUUCAAAAACCGAUGAUCAAAUUAGAAAAAUUGGUUUUGUAUUUUAUUCUUCUUUUAAAAUGGCCCUAAGGGCCAUUUUAUUAACUAAUAAUAAAACUCUAAUCAACCCUUCAAAUAAUCAAAUUAUCAAUAUUCAAACUUCAUUUGCAAUUCAAAAAACAACUAAUAAUCGCCCAAAAUUUCAAAAAAAUUUAUCAUUACCAGUGUAUCAAGAUUCAAAUUACUUUUUCCAUUCAAACUUUAAUAAUGACCCAGCAAUGAUUCCGCGUCAUUCUCAUACUGGGGUCCCCGAUGAAACUUUUGUCGCUGCCCCUCCCCAUCCUCCUCCUCCUCCUCCUCAUUUGGCUUACUAUAAUCCUUUAUUAAUGUUUAAUUACUCUUUUGUUCCUGAUGAUUUCUACUAUUAUCCUUUUCAAUACGAAAAUCUGUAA
Molecule: messenger RNA, 1503 nt
Organism: Hyphopichia burtonii NRRL Y-1933
Lineage: Eukaryota; Fungi; Ascomycota; Pichiomycetes; Serinales; Debaryomycetaceae
Exons: 1
Coding region: 1-1503 (500 amino acids)
Molecular function (GO): RNA binding
Source: RefSeq, a predicted model, not a curated record